GACACUUAGUUUCGUAAAUCCAAAAUUCGUACAGGAUGUUUUCUAUAGAAUCCUCAAGAACCUUACAGCCGCAGCCCCCGAAAUGUCCAUGUCACCUGCCAGAUCGCGGGGACUGUGGUGACCAGAACAAGAACCUGCAUGACGAGUACCACCAAUUGGACAUUGAAGACGUCACCGACAGUGUAAUGAAGGUGAUGAGGAUCUGUGGACUCCGACCCUGGGAGGUUAAACGAAGUGUGGGGGUCAUCAAGCGGUCCCUCCAGCACUACGAAGAGGUCAUUCAAAGGAUCGAUCGAGUGCCCCGAAAGCGAUUCGCCAAGGAAAGUUUCCUGCACGGACUUGCCCACGAGGCCAAGAUGUCCCGGAUGGACGCCCAGAUGGCCUACGCUAUAGUAAAAAGAGCAUUCAAGGCCUUCUACUACGGAACGGGACUCGAGGGUCGUCGCUAUAUGUGCCUGCAGGAUAAGUUGGCCCAUGAUGUGGAGUGUCUGUGGUUGCAUGCCGCUCAACGCACGGCCCAGAUCCAUGCCGUUCUCGCCGGACACAUGUACUCCGAGGAGCUGCUGUUCGAGGAGCGGAUCGAGUGCGUCUACAAAAGUCUGUACGAUGUCCUGAAGUCGCGUUUCGUGUGGGCGGACAACUUGAUCUGCACAUGUGGUCAGACCGCGACUAACUUAUCCCGUGUGCCCUCCAUCGCGGCCUCUUCGAUGACUGGCCAGAUGGAGGUGCUGUAUGCCAAGCAGAAUAUGAACCCAAGUAGUUUUCCCUCGAAGACCUCCACCCGGGUGGCGACUCAAAAAGCCUCGGCUGUUGUCAGCUCGGUCUCAUCGCGGCACAAUUACAGCCUGAAGAGGGGAGAGCAGAUGUCCAAUAAGCGGACUCCAGUGAGCGGCAGUAGCACUACCUCCGCCAGCCAGCCCAAGUGCACUUGCCCGCGCCUGCAAUGUUGCCGGGAAUUCGGUGAGGCCAGGGAGGCGCCGGAUAUUACGGCGGAAUGCAGUCAGGGACCUUACAUCUGCAGAUGGUUGCCUUUCACCGAAGAAGACGAUGAGUUCGCCGAACAUCAUGUACCCUUCCCACCCUUGGUUGAGAUUUGUCCGCCCUGUCGCAAGGACGAUCUAUCCUGCGACUCGGAAUGCACUUGCACCUGCCAAGUUUGUACCUGCCGCCCGGCCUUCGAUGAUGGUCCAGGUGAGGAGGAGAAUCUGAAUGAAAAUCUAUCCAAAACUGGACUUGAGGAUCAGGACACCGACUUCUGCUGGGUAGGACCCUUCCGGGGUAGCAGUGUUGAAAGAAUGGCCAAGCUGAGAGAAAAGCAUAAGCUUUCCGAGGUGGAGGAAGAGCAUGAGGAGGUUGACGAGGAAGAGAAGUUCCUGCGCGGCUGCACCUGUGAAUACAAGCAACAUGCCUUCCCGCACCUAUUCACCUACCUGACACCAUUUGGGAUCAAAAAGGAGGAUAAGCAAAAGCCCCAGUCAGUGGUGGAGAAGGUGAAGCAGAAGGAGGAGAGUGAAAGUGAAAGUGAGGAUCUGCUUUCGAAGCCACCGCCCCAUGGCGUAUCCUUGGCCACCUACCGUUGCUGGGUAAAGCCUCCUUCAAGCAGCCAUUCCAGUGAUAUGGUCAAGCCACCAGUUCUGUUGGUUAUGGGUGAGAAGACCAAGGAAAAAUUUCAAAUAACGAUCAAGGAACAACAUCAUUCCAAUGAGGCCAAGACUGCUCCACCAGGAGGGCCACUGCCCAAGGCUCCGGUCUUACCCAACAAACCAGCUCCUACUCCGGCUCCCGCUAAGCCGCCUGCUCCAGUUCCCUCUGCCCCUGCCAAGACUGAAGAUGAUAAGCUCACCAAGGAGGACAUCUUGGAUAUUAUAGGUUUGAGAGUGAGAUAGGGUUUUCCGCACACUAUCUAAUAUGAAAUCCGUGAAUGUGGCACAGUUAAUGUUUAUUAAAUUCUUGAAACUUCCAAA
Messenger RNA from Drosophila eugracilis, 1964 nucleotides. RefSeq lists its product as uncharacterized. The coding region runs from base 36 to 1886 and encodes 616 amino acids. The record is from RefSeq and is a predicted model, not a curated record. The transcript is spliced from 2 exons. NCBI's taxonomy places the organism in Eukaryota, Metazoa, Arthropoda, Insecta, Diptera, Drosophilidae.